Messenger RNA from Culicoides brevitarsis, 847 nucleotides. RefSeq lists its product as uncharacterized. The coding region runs from base 175 to 687 and encodes 170 amino acids. NCBI's taxonomy places the organism in Eukaryota, Metazoa, Arthropoda, Insecta, Diptera, Ceratopogonidae. The record is from RefSeq and is a predicted model, not a curated record. The transcript is spliced from 3 exons.
CUCAAUUUUUCUUGCAAAAAAUAAAUUUAUCCUUUUUUGUCUGUCAGGAUUUAUUUUAUCUGAUUCGACAAAAAGUGGGAGUGAUUUGAAAAAUAUUGUCAUAAAAAAUUUUAAUAUAAGAUAAAGUGUCAUAAAAUCAGCUAAAAUAGAAAUCACAAACAAAACUCGGCAACAAUGCCUUCUCCAACGACUUCCAGCGGAAUAUUCGUUAUUUCAGUAAUUCUCUUGUGCACAACACUUUCCAACGUGAAAUCUUCAGCAAAUGCUCUUGCACAACCCGCAAUGUUCCCCUUUGCCCGACAUCUUCGAGCUCCGUUCUCACACAAAGGAAGUCAAAUGAUGACAGCACGCGGUUUCGGUAAACGUAACUUCUUGGAUUACAACGACGAUGGAUGGGAAGUCAGUUUAUUGGAUCGCUUAAUGGGACAAGAACAGAUGCAUUUGUCUGAAGUCGAUGCAAAAAGAUCUCCGGGAGAACCAAGAUUGAGAUUUCGCUUGGUUGACGAUGGUAAUUUGCGAAUUGGAAGAGGAUUUGGAAAGAGAUCUGUUCCCAUGGAUGAUGGACAAAAAGAGGAAUACAAAAAUCCAUGGAGUUCCCCGAGCAUUCGUGAAUGGAAUGAAGCAGAAAAUAUUUUAAGAGCGGUUUUGAAGCAAGUUCAAGAGAAUCACGGAACGAAUCAAAAGUAAAGAAGAUGAAGACUGCUUUUGGCCUUUUACUUGUAAAUAUGAAAGAAACAACAAAAAUGUAUUCUGAGCAAAAAUAACAACAACAAAGGAAUUCGCUGACGACGCGACGUGUAUUGUGUAUAUUUGUGUCUUCAACAUUGAAAUUCAUCAAAAAUGUACU